AUGAAAGGUCUAACAGCGAACGAAGUGACUUUCGACCCAUCUAACAGACCUGACAAUCAUUCCCUCGAACUGGCAAGGGAAUACGAACAAUCCUUACAGAGGGAUAUGGAAAGAUCCCUGGUGAAUGUCUCUCAAGUGUAUCCGAAACACCUCGAUCCAUCUAAUCCAGAACAUUUCAUAGAGCUCACUAAAGAAGGCGAAAAAAGUUGGGCAGAGACCUGUAAGAGCUAUAUAGAGACUUAUGGAUCGGGCAGCGAUAGUAGAUUUAGGAAUACCUACAAGUCGGUAUUUGACUGUAAGGAGCGGAGCCAGUUUAGUGAUUCGGGUAGAAUCGGUUGGAUGAGGUACGAGAGGGAAGUUGAGAGGAUGAAAGAAUCGAGAAGCGAGGAGCAGAGGCCUUGA
Kwoniella botswanensis is the source of this 402-nucleotide messenger RNA. RefSeq lists its product as uncharacterized. The transcript is spliced from 2 exons. NCBI's taxonomy places the organism in Eukaryota, Fungi, Basidiomycota, Tremellomycetes, Tremellales, Cryptococcaceae. The coding region runs from base 1 to 402 and encodes 133 amino acids. The record is from RefSeq and is a predicted model, not a curated record.